AUGGAGGCGGAUGAAGCACCUGCGCCGUGCCAGGAAAACAUUGACGAGACCUGCUCCGUAUCUGUCAAAGGUCUGACACAGAACUGGCAGAAAUGGUCCAAUGAGCACUGCGAGAAUCAGAAAAAAAAUCCCUUUAGCAACGGCAUGGUGACUCCUCCACAGAUCCAACGAGGACAGGAGGGAUACGGCAGGCCUUUAGAGGGCUCCAAAACCGAGCAGAGAGGGAAAGAUGCCCAUUUCCUCAUGAACAGAGAGGUCACUGAGCUCUGCCAGGUCAUUAGGGAGAUUGGGCAGAGCGGAGACGAUGGCAGGACGGCUGUGCGGUUCGGGACUCUCUUCGAGAGAUAUGUCAACAUCUCUAAUAAACUAGUGGGAGUUCUGCUGCGUGCACGCAAACAAGGCCUGGUACACUUUGACGGAGAAAUGCUGUGGCAGGGCAGAGAUGAUGGAGUGAUCAUCACACUGAUACAGUGAUUUACAGCGGAGAUGGACACCAUGUGCUUGCUUCAAAGUCACUAUU
Danio aesculapii is the source of this 520-nucleotide messenger RNA. RefSeq names its product actin-binding Rho-activating protein-like. Bases 1 to 474 code for a protein of 157 amino acids. Gene Ontology annotation, biological process: positive regulation of Rho protein signal transduction. Gene Ontology annotation, molecular function: actin binding. NCBI's taxonomy places the organism in Eukaryota, Metazoa, Chordata, Actinopteri, Cypriniformes, Danionidae. The record is from RefSeq and is a predicted model, not a curated record. The transcript has a single exon.